AUGGAACAUCUGUAUUCCAGCGAGCUCCUCAAAAGAGCACAGUAUCUAGUCUGGAUUGAAGCAAUUUUCCUAGCUAUCGUCAAUACAAUGGCCAUCUCCGGAAACAUUUCUGUUUGCUACGCCGUGUAUAGAAACCAGAGACUUCGUUCGCUUGCCAAUAUGUUUAUUGUAGCGCUAGCUGUCAGUGAUUUACUUAUAUCUGUCAGCUGUAUGCCUCUGUCAGUUGCUACUCUCGUUCAAGGCCGAUGGAUUUUCGGGACCAGUGUUUGUCGACUCCAGGGUGCUGCAAUGUUUACGUUUUCAUUGGCAUCUCUAAAUACCAUGGGGGUUAUUGCAGUUAGCCGAUAUUUUUGCGUGGUGAAACCAACGAGGUACAUUGUAUUAUUCCGGAGGCAAAGAAUUUUGAUGUACACUGCGGUAGUAUGGUGUAUGGCUCUCAUUGGUUCAGUGCCUCCGCUAAUUUUUCAGACAGGCGGAUACACUUUCCACCCAGGAAAAGCAAUGUGCAUGUACCCAUUCCAAACUAACAUUGCUUAUACCGUCUUCAUCGAAUGUGUGUUUGUCGCUGCGCCCUUUACAUUCAUCACUUUCUGCUACGCCAAAGUGUUCUACACAGUGUCAAGAUCAAAUCGUGUUUUCAUGCAAGAAAAUAACCCUGAACAGCUCAGAGCAAACGUCGAAGAAGCCAAAGUGACCAAGACAUUAGCCUUGGUCAUGGCCAGUUUCUCCUUAUGUUGGCUUCCUAUCUGUAUUAUGGAUUACAUCGACGCAGCACGCGGGGAGUCCACUUUUCCACGACAGGUAUAUCUUACUUACGGGUUUCUGGCCUACCUAAGUAGUACAAUCAACCCCUUUAUAUAUGGCGCUACCAAUAGGCGCUUCAGACAAGAAUACAAAACUAUUUUGAAAAAGAUAAGUUUGAUCUUUACUUGUGGUCGUUGCAGCUGA
This is a messenger RNA of Porites lobata, 948 nucleotides long. Lineage: Eukaryota; Metazoa; Cnidaria; Anthozoa; Scleractinia; Poritidae. The record is from the annotation of a GenBank genome assembly.